AUGGACAAUCCGAGCGAAACAUCCCCAAUUAUCUACAGAGACGCCGCCACCUUCGCCCUUAACAUCGGCGCUGAAAAUCAGGAGCUUCUGAAUGCGUUAUCAACAGCCAUUAACAAUGACGACCAUGGCCUUGCUUUGGAGACAUCCUCGAGUAUUAGUUUUAUUUCAAGAAGGCUGUAG
Molecule: messenger RNA, 180 nt
Organism: Ramularia collo-cygni
Lineage: Eukaryota; Fungi; Ascomycota; Dothideomycetes; Mycosphaerellales; Mycosphaerellaceae
Exons: 2
Coding region: 1-180 (59 amino acids)
Source: RefSeq, a predicted model, not a curated record